CCCGUUUCUUCAGAAUGAAUCACCGCCUAGAUUUCCUCAACCCCACCUCGCUCUCUUCCGCACCAAAAUCCCAAACAAAAUAUCCCCCAACCUUCUUCUCUUUCCCCACCAAAACCCAUAAAUCCAAUCCUCCGACCCCAACUCCAUGGCCACGUCUUCCUUCGUGGAAGCCACCCCAUUGAAAUGGAAGCAAACCUUCCCAUUUCAGCUCCCCCCUCCUCAUCUACUCCCAACCAGCACCACCUCCUUCACCAGACCCAUUAAAUUUGGCAGCGGAAUCUUGUAUUUAAAGCUCCAAGGCUCCCCUAGAUAUAGCGUUAAAUGCUUCCUUGUCGCCAAGAAUAAGCAUUUAACUGACCGGGACUUUGACAAUUCUGUCUCGCUUAAUAAUGAAAACUGCCGGAACCCGUUUGAAAUUGUUGCAAAUUCUGUAUAUAACAUCAUAAAGGCAUUGAGAAAACCCGCGAUUGCCGCGGUGCUGUUGGGGUUGCUAUUAAUGUACGAUCCCAAUUCGGCGUUGGCGGCCUCUGGAGGUCGAAUGGGUGGGAGGUCGUUUUCCUCGCGGUCUUCAUCCUCUUCUUCGUCGUCGAGGAGUUAUUCCGUGCCGAAGACGUCGAGCCCGGGGUAUUCUUACACGGUGCCGUAUUACGCGCCUUCACCUUUCGGUUUUAGCGGUGGCGGCGGCGGAUUCUACCUGGGGCCGGCUGUCGGGGUCGGAGUGGGAGGUGGGUCGAGUUUCUUUUUUAUUCUAAUGGGUUUCGCGGCGUUUGUCUUGGUUUCGGGGUUUCUUUCGGAUCGGUCGGAUGGUGGUGUUCUUACUGCUACCGAGAAGACAAGUGUGUUGAAGCUUCAGGUUGGAUUGUUGGGCUUGGGGCGGUCACUCCAAAGAGAUCUUAAUCGGAUUGCUGAAACUGCAGAUACAUCUAGCUCUGGGGGUUUGAGCUAUGUGUUGACAGAGACAACGCUAGCUUUGCUUCGGCAUCCUGAUUAUUGUAUCUCAGGUUAUUCAUCUGUGGAUUUAAAGAAGGGCAUGGAGGAUGGAGAGAAACGCUUUAAUCAACUUUCUAUUGAAGAACGGGGUAAAUUUGAUGAGGAAACACUUGUCAAUGUGAACAACAUUAAAAAGCAAAGCACAGCCAGUCAGAGAUCUAAUGGAUUCAGCAAUGAGUACAUAGUGAUAACAAUCUUGGUGGCUGCUGAAGGAGUACAUAAGCUGCCCGCCAUCAAUGGUAGUGGGGACUUGAAAGAAGCCUUGCAAAAGCUUGGAUCCAUUCCUUCGAGCAAGAUAUUAGCGGUUGAGGUAUUGUGGACCCCUCAGAAUGAAAAUGACACUUUGUCGGAGCGGGAACUUCUCGAAGAUUAUCCACUUUUGAGGCCUCUGUAAUAGUAUUUCAACGGACUACCUUUUCCCAUGCAGGAAGAGGUAUGAACUGAACUGCUCAUUGGAUUUAAAAUGACAUUUGAGUAAGAAAAAAUUGUCUAUAGUCCACAGAAAUGAUAUUUGUCUCAUCUCAUAUUUGAUAAGAUAGUUUCUUAAUGUACUGAAUUUGUAAGCUUUUAGGAACUGGUCUGUAUAUUUAGUAUUUUACAUUAAAUCCUCAGCUUUCUUUCCCCCAAUUGUUCAUUCUGCAAUCCAUUUGAGUUGUAAAGGUGGACUUUGGUAUUUUCACUUUAUAAUAUAUACCGUGAAUGAUGUUCUUAAUCUUGACAGAGAUGUAUAUUA
Molecule: messenger RNA, 1723 nt
Organism: Juglans regia (Persian walnut)
Lineage: Eukaryota; Viridiplantae; Streptophyta; Magnoliopsida; Fagales; Juglandaceae
Exons: 6
Coding region: 146-1384 (412 amino acids)
Cellular component (GO): chloroplast
Source: RefSeq, a predicted model, not a curated record